AUGAAGGCAUCUUUCACCCUCCUCGCGCUUGCCGUUGCUGUGGCCAGCGCCCAGGACCUCAACAGCCUCGCACAAUGCGGACAGCUCUGCAUCAACAACAUGAUGGCCAAGGCAGAGAGCCUGGGCUGCAGCGCUAGCGAUGCCGCCUGCCUUUGCAGCAAGGUCGACUUUGGCUACGGCGUCCGCGACUGUGCCAAUGCGGCCUGUGCGAGUGAUACCCAGGCCGCUCAACAAGCCAUUUCCUACGGCGCAACCUACUGCAAAAGUGAGUAACCAUGCGAAAACACUCUGGCAAGUUUGUGCUGACUUGGAGAGCAGAUGCCCUUGCUUCUUCUGCCGCCUCUACCAACUCGGGUUCCGCCACCAUUCCUCUCGCUGGAGCUACCUCAGGCUCUGGCUCAACGACCAGCACUGCCUCGGAUGCAGGAACGACCAGCGGAGCAGCGACGGGUACCGGUAGCGCCAACUCCACUGCUGCUGGCUCGACCAACUCCACCGGUGGAAGCAGCACCGCCAUCACCACCUCUGCGCUCACGGCUCUCGUCUCUGCCUCCGGUUCGACCUUCACAACGACCACAGGCUCGACCACCAUCUACUCCGGUAAGCUUCAGCGCACGCGCCGAACCUGAAUUUCGCUAACUGAUUCAACAGAAAUUGGAGGAGGUAUCGUUGGAGGAGCUGCUGGAGCAGGUAACUCAGCUGCUUCCACCGCGUCCGAAGGUGCCAACUCGGCCGCAUCCCGAGCCUCGACUGGCGCUAGCGGAGCUAUGGCGACCGCCAGCAAUGCCGUGACUUCUGCUGGAGGCGCCGCGGGCUCUGCCGCAUCAUCUGGAGUAAGUAAAUCGGAUCAGAUAUGUUUUUUUUGGCGAUGCUUGGAGCCGCUGACUGACCCCUCUCUUCUCAGGCUUCUCGCGCUUCCACCGCUGCCUCAGGAACCUCUGCCACUUCUUCGGGUGGUGCCAACGCCCUUGUCACUGCUGCGCCUGGCCUCCUCGGCAUGGCCGCGAUGGCUGUCCUCGCUCUCUAA
Lecanosticta acicola is the source of this 1027-nucleotide messenger RNA. Lineage: Eukaryota; Fungi; Ascomycota; Dothideomycetes; Mycosphaerellales; Mycosphaerellaceae. The record is from the annotation of a GenBank genome assembly.